Molecule: messenger RNA, 1414 nt
Organism: Aspergillus ochraceoroseus IBT 24754
Lineage: Eukaryota; Fungi; Ascomycota; Eurotiomycetes; Eurotiales; Aspergillaceae
Product: replication factor C subunit 4
Exons: 5
Coding region: 212-1270 (352 amino acids)
Biological process (GO): DNA repair; DNA-templated DNA replication
Cellular component (GO): Rad17 RFC-like complex; DNA replication factor C complex; Elg1 RFC-like complex
Molecular function (GO): DNA clamp loader activity; ATP hydrolysis activity; DNA binding
Source: RefSeq, a predicted model, not a curated record
AUUUGAUGCCGUUAUAUUCGUCUGUUUAAAGUACUGCGUCCGUUAACUAGUUACAUCUGCAGGCUGACGCAAUAGACGCUCAGCUCAAGGGACGACAAGCUCCAUUCCCAUUUAGGUAAUCCGCAUCUCGACGCGUCGGCGGCCGAAUUUCGCGUCUUCCCCAGCGGCAACUUUUCUCUCUUGUCUAUAUCCCCACCACAGAAACAUCACCAUGGUUAAAGCCGAAUCAUCAGCCAGUGCUGCUAUAAACGGGCUCAAAGCCAACACAGCGGGGGCUCCCCCUGAUUACGAACUGCCCUGGGUCGAAAAGUACCGCCCGACUUUCCUUGACGAUAUUGUGGGCAAUACGGAGACCGUUGAGCGCUUAAAGAUUAUCGCAAAGGAUGGGAACAUGCCUCACUUGAUUAUCUCGGGGAUGCCUGGUAUCGGAAAGACAACUUCAAUUUUGUGUCUGGCGCGGCAGUUGCUCGGAGAUGCGUACAAGGAGGCCGUGCUGGAAUUGAAUGCUAGUGAUGAAAGAGGUAUUGAUGUGGUCCGGAAUCGGAUCAAAGGGUUUGCACAGAAGAAGGUUACGCUGCCUCCCGGCCGUCACAAGAUUGUCAUCCUCGACGAAGCAGACAGCAUGACAUCUGGUGCUCAGCAGGCGCUCCGUCGUACGAUGGAGAUCUACUCUUCUACGACGCGAUUUGCGUUCGCCUGCAACCAAUCGAACAAGAUCAUCGAACCUAUUCAGUCCCGAUGCGCCAUUCUCCGCUACUCACGAUUGACCGAUGCGCAGGUUGUGAAACGAGUGAAGCAAGUGUGUGAUGCCGAAAACGUGGAACAUACCGAGGACGGACUCGCAGCGUUGGUCUUCAGCGCCGAAGGCGAUAUGCGUCAAGCUCUUAAUAACCUGCAAAGCACAUGGUCCGGAUUCGGAUUGGUUAGCGGGGACAAUGUUUUCCGCGUGGUUGACAGUCCUCAUCCAAUCAAGGUGCAGGCGAUGAUUAAGGCUUGCUGGGAAGGCAAGGUCGAUGUCGCGUUGGAGACCCUCAAUGAGCUCUGGGACCUCGGCUACUCUUCGCACGAUAUCAUCAGCACGAUGUUCCGAGUGACGAAGACGAUCCCAACUUUAUCGGAACAUUCGAAGCUCGAGUUUAUCCGUGAGAUCGGGUUUACACACAUGCGGAUAUUAGAUGGGGUGCAGUCACUUCUUCAGCUGAGUGGCUGUGUGUCGAAGCUCUGCAAGAUCAACAUGAAGCCGCAGUUGUUUGAACCACGGCGAUCCUGAGCUGGGGGAUUCAGUGUUUUAUAUUGGCAUAUUUGGUGUUCAUCGGAGUUGGAUGCACGUAGAUUAUGAUAUGAUACAUGUUAAUUAUUUCCUAGUUUGGUAGAGAAAGGAAAAAUCAUAAAAUAAAAACUCAUAGUUAUAUUA